Messenger RNA from Ostrea edulis (European flat oyster), 6860 nucleotides. Its product is annotated as mannose-1-phosphate guanyltransferase beta-A-like. Bases 66 to 1148 code for a protein of 360 amino acids. NCBI's taxonomy places the organism in Eukaryota, Metazoa, Mollusca, Bivalvia, Ostreida, Ostreidae. Gene Ontology annotation, biological process: GDP-mannose biosynthetic process; cell wall mannoprotein biosynthetic process. The record is from RefSeq and is a predicted model, not a curated record. Gene Ontology annotation, molecular function: GTP binding; mannose-1-phosphate guanylyltransferase (GTP) activity. The transcript has 10 exons. Gene Ontology annotation, cellular component: cytoplasm.
UAGACACACCACUUCCGGUUUGGGUUUUGACACGUUGUUGUGAUUGUUUAUCCUAGGAAGCAAUUAUGAAGGCACUUAUUCUAGUAGGAGGAUAUGGAACUAGACUGAGACCUUUGACCCUCAGUGUGGCCAAACCAUUAGUGGAGUUUGGUAACAAACCUAUGUUGCUUCACCAACUGGAGGCUUUGGUAGAGGCAGGGGUGAAACAUAUCAUUCUGGCUGUGAGUUACAGGGCAGAACAGAUGGAGAAAGAGUUGAAACAUGUAGAAACCCAGCUUGGAGUAAAGAUCAGUAUUUCUUUGGAGUCUGAACCUCUUGGAACAGCGGGCCCGCUGGCAUUGGCAAAAGACCUCCUGACUCAGGACCGUGAACCAUUCUUCGUUCUUAAUAGUGACAUCAUCUGUGACUUUCCAUUUAAACAGAUGGUUCAGUUCCAUAAACACCAUGGUCGACAGGGAACCAUCGUGGUAACAAAAGUAGAGGAGCCCUCUAAGUAUGGUGUUGUGGUGUAUGAUGCAGAGAAUGGGCGGAUCCAAAGAUUUGUGGAGAAACCACAGGAAUAUGUUUCAAACAAGAUCAAUGCAGGAAUGUACAUCCUCAGUCCCUCUGUCCUAGAUAGAAUACAGCUAAAACCAACAUCUAUAGAAAAGGAAGUAUUUCCAUUUAUGGCAGAUGACAAGGAUUUAUAUGCAAUGGAAUUACAAGGUUUUUGGAUGGAUGUUGGACAGCCCAAAGACUUCCUGACUGGGAUGUGCAUGUACCUUAGUUCAUUACGUGAAAAGUCACCUGACUUAUUACAUGGUGAAGAUGGCAUUGUGGGAAAUGUGUUAGUGGAUCCUAGUGCCAAAAUAGGAAGAAAUUGUAGGAUAGGACCCAAUGUGACAAUCGGUCCUGACGCAGUGAUUGAGGAUGGGGCUUGUAUAAAGCGUUGUACGAUACUGAAGGGGGCGAGAGUCCGGUCACAUUCCUGGCUGGAGUCUUGUAUCAUUGGCUGGAGGUGUGAUGUAGGAAGAUGGGUAAGAAUGGAAAAUGUUUCAGUAUUAGGAGAAGAUGUGACUGUCAAAGAUGAACUGUACAUCAAUGGAGGCAGAAUCCUUCCCCACAAGUCGAUCAGUAAUUCGGUUCCUGACCCUCAAAUCAUCAUGUAGAUCCACCAACCAUCAAAUCAUCAUGUAGAUCCUCAGUAUCAGGGUACUAUCAGGAUGUUGACCACUAAGUGUGCAAUUAUUGUAUUACAGUCGUUCUGAGUUCAUCUUCUAAAGCUGAAAAUCCAGCGACGCGGUCGAUCAGACUCUAUUUAUUAAACAGAAAUUAUAGAAACAUAUUAAGGAAAACUGCUGGCAUGAUACUUCAUAUAUGACUUUUCUGUCGCUUUGAAAGCUUGUUGGUUACGUGGGGAUUAUUUUGUCUGGUGUGUAUCCCUCCAUCUGUCGAGGUUGUGUCACUCAUUUACUUACAGGCGACACACAUGUUCCUCGGUAGUCUGGUGAUGAGUGUGUACUGUGGGUGUAGAAAUAUACGCAUGAUGUGAAUUACACAGCUACGAUAGGUUACAUAUUGAAUUUCAACAACUUAUAGGAGAUAUAUACAUGUGAUAUUUAAGAUUAAAUUUCUUUUUUUGUUUGUAAAUACAUGAGAGCAUGAACUGUGCUGCUUUAUGCCAGAAGUGCUAACACACAUCAUGAAAAGUAGGCUGUCAUUAAGCAUUGCUGUUCAUACUCUCAUGUACAUGUAUUUUCAAACAAUGAAAUUAAGUUACAUUUUACUUUCAUUUCGAAAUUCCCAGUUAUUCAAAUAGUUGUGCUAUAUUUAUCCAAAUUCAUACACACAUUGUUCACAUUUAGGAGUAAAUGGCCAUCAUUAUGUUCCCCAAACAAAGUUUGGGAACAUAUUGUUUUUACUCUGUUUCUUAUUAUUAUUAUUAUUAUUAUUAUUAUUAUUAAGGUCUUCCGUUUCCAACGGAAGACCUAGUGAUUCUACUGUUUAUUAUUAUUAUUUUUUUUUUCCCUUUCGUCUCCGAGACCGUUGGAUGGAUUUUUCUGAAACUUUCACAGGUUAUAGAGAACGAUGGUACCUCGAGGCAUUUUUUUCAGUUUUUCAAAAUUCACUUCCGGUCGCAAGAUAUGUCCAAUUUUCGUCUUUUUACAAGAUAUUUUGUCCAGCGUUUUUCUCAGAAACGGUAAAAGAUAGAGUCACCAAAUUUUCAGAGUUAAUAGAUGUCACUUUGUAGGCGUGCAGUAGGGGGUUAAGAAUGUCGGCGGCCACUUCCGGUCGUCACCGGAAGUGAUUAAAGGAAACAUGAAUUUCAAACUUUUUUCUUACAAAGUGAAACCUAUUUCGGUUUACUAUAUAUCGUUCUAAUUCUCAAAAAAUGUUGACCCCACCGGAAGUUGAAUCUUCAACUUCCGGUUUUAUCAAAGAAAGCUUAUUCAUUCUCUCAUUUUUCAGUGCCAUAAAUCUCGGUCAUGAAACUAGUUAAUGACUUGAGUUUUAAAUAUAUAAUAGUCACUAUAAAUGUCUAGAGUAACGUCAAAUAUUUUUGUAAAAUUUACUUCCGGUCGGCAAAUACGGCUUAUUAGCUGUUUUCGUUGUCCAGCGUUUUUCUCAGAAACGGUAAAACAUAGAGUCACCAAAUUUUCAGAGUUAAUAGAUCUCACUUUGUAGACGUGCAGUACGGGGUUAAGAAUGUCGGCCGUCACUUCCGGUCGUCACCGGAAGUGAUUAAAUGAAUCAUAUAUUUCAAACUUUUUUCUUUCAAACUGAAACCUAUAUCGGUUUACUAGGUCUGGUUCUAAUUCUCAAAAAAAUGUUGACCCCACCGGAAGUUGAAACUCCAACUUCCGGUUAUAUCAAAGAAAGACUAUUCAUUCUCUCAUUUUUAAGUGCCAUAAAUCUCGGUCCUAAAACAAGUUAAUGAUUUGAAUUUUACAUAUGUUAUAGACACUAUAAAUGUCUAGAGUAAAUUUAAAUAUUUUUGAAAAAAUUCACUUCCGGUCGUGAGAUAUAGGGUGGACAUAUUCAAACCUUGUUUUUUCAGUUUCUCAAUAAUGAAUAUAGAUAGACGCUUGAAACUUGUAGAGUUGAUCAACUAACAUUAGUCCAUUGUAGACAUACAUUCAAUUUUUUUGUCCGUCACUUCCGGUCUAUACCGGAAGUAUUUGAAAAAAUUGUCGAUUUUCUGAUUUCUUCGAGUGAUUUCUCAGAGAUGGCUGAAAUUUUCAGGAAUAAUGUCUUAUGAAAUGACCUUGCUAUAAUUCUUUUUGUUUUUACAACAUUCACUUCCGGUCGGAAAAUAUGGCCGAUUUUCUGUUUCUCAAAAGGAAUUUUGUCCAGCAUUUUUCUUGGAAAAAGUAAAAUAUAGGUUCAUCAAACAUUCAGGGAUGAUCAAUCUCCGUUUGUAGGCGUGCAGUAGUGGGUUGAACAUGUUGACCGUCACUUCCUGUCGUCACCGGAAGUGAUGGAAAGAAUCGCAAAUUUCAAACUUUUUCCUUUAAAUUGAAACCUAUACUAGUUUAUUAACUCUCUUUCAAAGUGUCAAAAGAAUAUUGACUCUGUCGGUAGUCAAAACGACUACUUCCGGUUUCUUGAUAAAAUACCUUUUUAAUUUUCGUCUCUUUUUCCCCAUAAAUCUCGCUUAUAUUUGAAGUCUUUCAUAUGAUUUUCACAUGUCUUAAUAAAAGUAUCAACUUCCAAAGUUUUGAUAAUUUUGUUUUUCAAAAUUGACUUCCGGUCGGUAGUAACCUACUACUUUUUCUUUCUAAGGUUUACUUCUUUUUUUGAGAACUCUUUCAGAUAGAGACGCGAAAUUUUCAGGGAAUAUAGACAGUAAAGAGUCGCUGUCAUUUAUAGGAAAAUGCAUCUGAAUAGUACUUCCGGUCGUCACCGGAAGUUACGAGAAAGUAAAAAAUUCGAUAAUACAUUUCUCAUUCAUUGUUAAGGCACAUUUUCUGAUAUAUUUAAAUGGUUUUUGUAGGAACAGAAAGUUCUUUACCGGAAGUGGUCUAACGGAAGACCUACUCAUUACUAGUAAUGAGUGUCUAGUUAUUAUUCUUUUUCUCCGGUACUUUUUUGUCCGGUAGUGUUCUCAGAAACUACAAAAGGGAUCGAUAUGAAACUUUCCAGGAUGAUAGUAUAGCGUUUGUAGAUGUGCAUAGUGAUAGUCAUUUUGUUUGCACGUGCAUGCACGCGCGCGCACGUGCAUUGCAAUUUUGGUACAAAAAAUGGAAAAUCAGAAUAUUGAAGGAAGCGAUAUAAAACCUAAAUAGGAUGAUAGUAUAUCAUUUGUACAUAUGAAAAAUAAUAGUUAUUUUGCCAGCACGCGCACGCAUGCGCGUGCACGCGCAUUACAAAAUUUGUACGCUAACUUUGGAAUCAGUCUAACUUUUUUAUUGUUCAUUGAAAUGGCUUGAAAUUCAUAUCAUAGGUAGAUAUUGAGACCCUUAACUGAUUUACAUGGUCAAAAUUACCAAUUUGCACGCGCAUGCACGUGCGCUUCAUUUUGAUUGGAUAAUGCUAAAACGUCUGUAACUAUCUUAUUUAUGAAGCGAAUGAGAUGAUAUUCACAGCAUACGUAGACAAUAUGUGUAUCUAUAUGUUGGUGUAACAAAAAAUGCCAACGCACACACGCAUGCGCGUGCAACGUUUUUUAAAUAUUCAAUUUUUAAAGGACGAUAACGUUUUUGUUUUUCAUCAAAUUCUAUUCAUAUUAGGGGUUUAGAUGUAUCUUGGUACUCCUUACAAAUUGCUGUGGUUAGAAUUACUGCUCAGCACGUGCAUGCACGUGUGCUGAUUUCUGAUUGGACGAUUUUAAAAUCGCUUUAACUUCCUUAUAUUUGGUGGAAACGUUAUGAAAUUCAUACUGUGGGUAUAUGAUACAAAUGCCUGUUGAACGACAUCAACAAAAAUUCGGAAUCAUACACGCGUGCGCGUGUAUGCACGUGCAACGCUUUCUUUCAUUUCUUGGUACUGAAAUGACCAUAUUGAACGUACUACAUGUAAUUAAAGGCUAAAAUAAAAUGAUUUUUUCCUAUAGAUUCACAAGGACAUCACUUUUUAAUUGGGGGAGGUUUGGGGAACAUCUGUAACGGUCCCCGUUACAAUUAGAACUAGUUUCAAUUGAUAAAGACAGAAGGUGAAAACAUUAGAAAUGUAAAUAUCAAAGUGUAAUCACCACGAUAUGUAUAGGACUACAUCUACAGUACGGCGAUACAGAAAAGUAGAUAAGUUAUUUAAUGUUUCCAUGAGGAGGACAGUGGGGAACCAAAACAAGACUCCUCAUUAUAAUUCAUUUUCUUUUUGCUCAAAGCAAGAUAGGUCAUACGCGAGGCAGAGUGUGAUAUUCACGCCUUCCCGUACUCCACGCCUUCAGUAAUCCUAUAGAUAUUAGUCCCACGUCUAGUUCUCCAUGACUAUGCAAAUACAAUGUGUAUAUACAUGUAGUAUUGUAGGCUUUUGAAAUGAUAUUGGUCAAUUCUGAUAUAUUUUGUAUACAAACAACAUGUUUUGUUACAGUGUUUUGAUGUUUGUGUUUUUAUGAAUAUACAUUGUACGUCGUAAUUGCAGUAUUUGGGUCAUUAAUGCCGGAAUGCAUUGCAGAGGAAUCGGUUUUACAGGAAAACUUUAUUAUUCUUCACAAUAGGUCUAAUCAAAAGAACUAAGUUUACGGUUUUAAAACCAAUCAAAAGAAAUGUUUUAUGACUGUUUUACGCAUGAAUUUCUAUAUUUUGAAUUUUUUUUAAAAGUGUGAAUUUUGAAGUGCACAAGGUAGUCUAGAUCUAUAAAUGUCAUGUGACAUCACAUUCAGAUAAAGCAGACAUGAUUGAUGGAUUGUACAUGUACAUUCUCAUCACCACUCGUAAACAGAAUGUUAGUAGAAGUACUGAAUAUCUAUUACCCAGUAAGAAUGUUGUACAGCGAGAGGACAGUCAUAAUCUUCUAACACACUAACACAUUAUUUAUUUCCUCUUUCCUCACCUGAAACAUUUAUACCUGUGACAAUUGUGCAUGAUACUAUAUAAUAUAUAUAUAUAUAUAUAUAUAUAUAUAUAUAUAUAUAUGUAUGUAUAUAUAUAUAUAUAUAUAUAUAUAUAUAUAUGUAUAUGUGUGUAUAUACAUGUAUAUAUAUAUAUAUAUAUAUAUAAUAACCCAGUGAAGUGUGGAAUGAAGCUGAGGUUGAAAAAUAUUUGCAUUAGCAAUUUUCUUUUUGAGUUUUUCUUGUUGCUUAUAGAAAAUAUGAAUAUACGUUUCUAAAAAUUUGAAAGUUUGAUACACAUACAUGCGAUAAUGUAUGGGUACAAUUAUCCACUACUUCACAAAGGGAAGACUGCAGGUAGUAUGAUCAAGAUAUGAUUAACUUGUUAAAUGACAUGUUUCAGUGCAUGUACUAGGUAUGCUGUAAUUGUUGGGGUUAAACGCUGGAGCACUAGAACUUAGAUCUGCUUUACUAAAUAUCCCCCCCCCCUCUCUCUCUGCAUGUCUACCUGCAUAUAUCCAGCUAUUGUUAUUAGGGAAUGAUAAAUGUAUAUGUAUAUAGUGGGACAUUUUGUAAUCAGUACAUUCCAUCUGUCCAUUUCUUUUGUAUACUGUGUACGUAUUUAUUAAUUAACCUGUGCAAAUAAUCCGAGGAAGAAAAUGGACCGGAUGUGAGAGGAAAUCGUGUCAUUAAGAGCGCACGUUUGUAUUACUCAUGUAUUGUGAUGUUUGGGUGUUUAACAUAUUGUCACACAUUACAACAUGUAUAUUUGUGUGUAUAUGGAUUUUUAUGAUUAUAUGUAGAUACGUUUUUCAAUGCUUUAACAUUUGUGUGCUUUAUCUUAAAUAUUAUUUUGUUGGAUACACUGCCAAUAAAAGUUGGAGAAAAA